Messenger RNA from Punica granatum (pomegranate), 1149 nucleotides. The record is from RefSeq and is a predicted model, not a curated record. NCBI's taxonomy places the organism in Eukaryota, Viridiplantae, Streptophyta, Magnoliopsida, Myrtales, Lythraceae.
AUGGAGAAGGAGAGAGGUGGCCAAGCCGCAGGAGAAUCCGGGUCGGGCGAUGGUGUCGGCGCCAAGGACGAGCUGCGUGCGAGGGACAGAAGAGAGAGAGCCGGGGAGUCGAGCAGUGGAGGAGCUACGGGCUCGGCUGGGAGUUGGGCCGAGGGAGCCGAGCCUAUUGGGAGAGGUGAGAACACGGAUAAGAUCUCAAUCAAUAUCAUGAGAAAGCUUGAUCAGCUGCUUCCCACUAGGCGGUUGGGUUAUAUAUUCAGGGUUCGCCAUGAUAUACGUGCUGUGAAUGAAAAGGCGUACGAGCCCAAGUUACUUUCAAUUGGACCAUACCAUUAUGAUAAGCGCAGGAGUAAGCUUCAACAUAUGGAAGAACAUAAAUUGCGCUACCUGGAUGAUAUAAUUAGAAGAAGGGAGGAAAGAGAUGGUGUAUCCAGAACUGAUCAAUUAAGGGAGUAUCUUAGGGUUUUGGAAGAACUGAAAGACCGGGCUCGUGGUUACUAUGCGGAAGCAGUCGCCCUAGAGAAAGAUGACUUCCAAGAAAUGUUGUUACUUGAUGGCUGCUUUAUCAUUGAGCAGUUCCGUCAAGCUACAUGGAUUGCUCGUCGACAUGAAAGAGAAAUGGACCCUCUCUUUAUGGCUGAUUGGAUAUUUCAGAAAAACAAAUUUUAUGACAUCACAUUUGCAAACGGGCUCUUAGAGAUUCCAGCCAUCAAAAUAGACGGACUAACAGAAGCGCGAUUUCAAAAUCUUAUCGCGUAUGAAGAACAUGGUCAGGGUGUCAGUGAAUUUAAAUAUAUAGGAUCCUACAUGAGCUUCAUGGAUGGUCUGGUCAAUACCCCAAAGGAUGUUGAGCUGCUUCGACACCAUGGGAUAUUCGAAAGCUAUUUGAGUGAUGAUGAAGCUGUUGCUACCAUGUUCAACAGUACGGGCAGAGGAGUUAUACCCGACAGAAACUUUUACUAUAAAGAAAUAGUUAACAAUCUGAUAAAGCAUUGCAGGAAGAGGCGAAACGUUUGGAUGGCGAAAUUAAGGGCAAAUUAUCUUAGCAGCCCUUGGAAGAUCCUGUCAGUUCUCGCAGCAUCAGUCUUACUCGUGUUAACUAUCACACAGACUAUCUACAGUGCCCUCUCAUACUACAAUGCAAAAUAA